UAUCAACCUCCCCACUCGACUUUUUUUUUAUAUAAUAUGCUUCGUGCUGCUUUCACUGGUACCGUCUCUCGCAUUGCUGUUCGCUCAGCUCUUCCUGCCGCUCGUCCUAUGGCCAUGGCCAUGGGUAAGCGUUUUUAUUCUGCUGGUCAUGAGGAUGAGAGUUUCGAAUCUUUCAAUGAACGUUACGUCAAGUUCUUUGAUGGUGUCGAGGAUCUUUUUGAACUUCAACGUGGUUUGAACAAUGCUUUUGCUUAUGAUCUUGUUCCCGCCACCUCCGUCAUUGAGUCUGCUCUUAAGGCUUCUCGUCGUGUCAACGAUUUCGCCACUGCCGUCCGUGUUUUUGAAGGUCUCAAGGAUAAGGUUGACAGCGAAGAUCAAUACAAGCAAUAUCUUGAGGAAUUGGCACCUAUUAGAAAUGAAUUGGGUGUUUUGACCAAGGAAGAAUUAAGCCAGUAAACAUCAUUUAUAUACAUAUAUAUAUAUAAAGAAGAAGUAUUCGCUGUUUUUUUUUGAUUUAAUAUCUUAUUUAUUGUUUAAAAAUAAUACAACUUUUAUGCACACAUAAAAUUAUACAAAAAUGUGGUUCGAUAUUAUUUUAAUUGGUUUACCCAAAAAU
This is a messenger RNA of Mucor mucedo, 616 nucleotides long. RefSeq names its product cytochrome c oxidase subunit VA-domain-containing protein. Bases 37 to 456 code for a protein of 139 amino acids. The transcript is spliced from 2 exons. Gene Ontology annotation, biological process: mitochondrial electron transport, cytochrome c to oxygen. NCBI's taxonomy places the organism in Eukaryota, Fungi, Mucoromycota, Mucoromycetes, Mucorales, Mucoraceae. Gene Ontology annotation, cellular component: mitochondrial inner membrane. The record is from RefSeq and is a predicted model, not a curated record.